This is a messenger RNA of Myripristis murdjan (pinecone soldierfish), 3025 nucleotides long. It is a transcript of the gene nrg3b, whose product is annotated as neuregulin 3b. Gene Ontology annotation, molecular function: chemorepellent activity. The transcript is spliced from 9 exons. Gene Ontology annotation, biological process: nervous system development; animal organ development; intracellular signal transduction. The coding region runs from base 333 to 2669 and encodes 778 amino acids. NCBI's taxonomy places the organism in Eukaryota, Metazoa, Chordata, Actinopteri, Holocentriformes, Holocentridae. The record is from RefSeq and is a predicted model, not a curated record.
UUGAAGUGUGUGUGUGUGUGUGUGUGCCUGUGCUUGUGCGUGUGUGUGUUUGGUUUGCUGUCCGCCAGAGGGAGUGUAUAUUGCUUGUAUAUGCAUUUGAGUGCUCUGCCAGCAUCUAAUUAGUUGUACUUGACUGUGAGUGAUUGUGUGUGCUUGUGCGUGCACAUUACUUAAUAUAUAUGUAUGCAUGUAGGUACAUAGGCAUUUUGUGGUUGCUUAUUUAAGAUGCCCAGUGUUUGUUCUGCACCACAUUCCCUUCCUUGUACAUGCCCUUUUGUCAUUUGGCCUCCUGUCUGACCUCCCUAACCCCUUAAAAGAGAAAAAGCCCUGGCAUGAUGAGUGAGCGCUCUGGUGCAAGCACUCUAGCAGCCAUGACGCUGGAGGAGCCAGGGGGCGAACAGGCUUCUCCCCGUGCCGCUGGCCCUCUACGCUGCGGCCCAUGUGCCGUGUGGCCUCGCCAGCAGACCUGGCUGUGUGCCGUGCCCCUAGUAAUGGGCUUUGUGGGACUGGGACUCAGUCUCAUGCUGCUGAAAUGGAUUGUGGUGGGAUCUGUCCAGGACUAUGUUCCCACUGACCUGGUGGAUCCUAAAGGUAGCAUUGGACAGGACCCUAUAUUUCUCUCCAAACCCAGUGCCAUGCCCAAGGGGCCUGACAUUUCCACCGCCACCUCUACUUCAGCUGCCACGACCACAGCAAUGGUGUCGACUACCACCCCGCUAGCUGCUGAUGGUACGGCCCCAGCGCCGAGAACUCGAUCUGGGCCACCAGCCAACCACUCGGCCAAUGGCAGCACUGCCAAUGGAGACGGUAACCGUGCCCCACACCUCCAUAACCGCGUUGGCACCCACAUUAGCGGGACUGCAGGCACUGCCACCACCACUCGUGCCACCCGGCUCACCCCACCACCCAGCGGUAAGGAGGUUACCCCACGCACUGUCAGAAAAAGUAGCAGCUCCAGUAAUGGACGUAAUGCACCCUCCAACGCAAAGCCAGGCCAGACUUCUGCUACGACUGUCAGCACCACAACAUCCACCACGACAACUACUACUGUGAAGAUCGCCACCAAAGUGCAGCCACCCACCUCCCAGCCAUCCGUCCCAGCCAAGCCAACUUCACGCUGGAACCAUGGGCGUUCAGCCAAGGGCCCCGCCACACGCCCACACCACCGCUUCCGAACACCAGUGGCCCCCACACUCCCAAGCCUACGCUCAGAGGUUUUCAAGCCUUGCGUGGAAGACAAGGACCUGGCCUUUUGUCUAAACGAGGGAGAGUGCUCCAUCAUUGAGACUGUGGCCGGAGUUCACAGACACUGCAGGUGUAAGGAGGGCUAUCAUGGAUUACGCUGCGACCAGUUUGUGCCCAAGACAGAUGCUAUCUUGUCAGACCCAACGGAUGAGCUUGGGAUCGAGUUCAUGGAGAGUGGUGAGACCUACCAGAGGCAGGUGCUGUCCAUCUUUAGCAUCGCCUCGGGGAUCUGUCUUCUUGGAGUGGCAUGCAUGGCUCUCUACCGCCGCAACAAGAGACACAGGGAAAAACUCCGAGCCCACUUCUCAGAGAGCCGCAGCCUGAGGGACUGCAGUAUCAACGCCUCUGGCCUCAUGUCCAAAUCCACUCAAAGGUCUCAGUACAGCCUCCAGCUCCAAAAGAGCUGCAGUUCUCAUGGAUCCUCUAUUAAGGGUGGCAGUAUGGCACCAGGCACAGCAACAGUAGCUCCUCCUAUUCUCAGCAGAGCACUGUCUAAAGGGAAACGCUUCAGGAGUAGCUCCCUUUCACUGAGUCCUGCCCAGCAGCGGAGAGAGACUAAUUGCUUCAGGACCCCACCUAUUUCCAGAGGGAAACACAAUCUCAUUGAUGGAUCAAGAGUCGCUGGCCAUGUCUACAAGCACUUGCAAGAAGUUGAGGCGACAGAUUUGGAGUCCAUAAGAAGGUGCGACUCUGCCAGUGGAAGAGUUGGUGCCCUACUCAGCAGGACUUCGCUCUCUCACUUUGCAGCCAGAAAGGGAUGGACUGAAGUCCCCUGCACACGCCUGGACAAGGGUACAACCUUCCUUCCACCCUCUCUACGCACUCGUUCGGUACCCAUCAUCCCUUCUCUCCAAGCGUGUGACCUACAAGGGGAUCAUGUGGACAUGACCGACCAGAAACAAGAGGGACUCCUCAAGUGGCACCCCAUGCUGGCUAGAAAGACCACAGUGCCCAUUAGCAGUCCUCCUUCGCCCCCCUGUGAGACUGUUGUGUUGGCGAAUGGCACUGUUCCUAGCAAUGCCAGGCCUCCUGCCACUACCAAUGCUACACUGGGGUCAGGGAAGAAUCCCAGCGCGACGCAAACACCCUGCUCCAUUGAAAUUACAGUGGAACUGGCGCAGGGGUUAAAACCUGAAAGCCUUUCGAGUCCCAUGACAGUAUCCAGGUCACACAGCGAGCUCCUCUGUGGUGGCCCAAACGCUCUUACGGCUGUGACUGUGCUGGAGUCAGAAGUGAAAACUGUCCAAUAUUCCCCGAGACUUAUCCACACAGAUAAUGGGGCCAGGGGUUUGAAGGCAGGCCAAAGAGAAACCCAGGGUCAAUGCCAAGGUCAAACAUCCUUUGUGUAUGGAGGCACAGGCCGCUCCAAGGGACCCAGCACCAGAGGAACUGGGAACGCUUGUGCCAAACCCUCUGCAAGCUGAUUGGAUUAUGUCCGUAAAGCUUCAAAGACAUUGUUUCCAAUAACUGCAUACCUUUGUUCGUGGCACAGGAUGGAUAGCAGGUGGGACCAUCUGUGUGACCAUACGGACCAAUCACAGAUGGGCAUCGUUUUUUGAAGGAACAUGAACAGAUUGAACUGCAGCGGGGAAAAAAAUAUUGAUACAACUAAAGACAUCAAAUUAUAAAGAAAAGAGACAAACACAAACACACAUUGUGAAUAAAUGUGAUUCAACAAGGAAAACAAAACGAAGAGAUUUGAGUGGGAGCCUGAUUUAAAAAGUGUAUUGAAAAAAAAAAAAAUUAAUGCCACUAUUUAAAUGGAGCUUCUACUUAGAAA